Messenger RNA from Umbelopsis ramanniana AG, 991 nucleotides. RefSeq lists its product as uncharacterized. The transcript is spliced from 4 exons. The record is from RefSeq and is a predicted model, not a curated record. The coding region runs from base 63 to 908 and encodes 281 amino acids. Lineage: Eukaryota; Fungi; Mucoromycota; Umbelopsidomycetes; Umbelopsidales; Umbelopsidaceae.
UCGCCUUUUCAGGGAGGACUGUCAUUAGACCUCAAUUUUUCUUUCUGCUCUCCCCUUCUGUCAUGAGUGACGAACAAUUACUGCAACGUCUUCAGAAUCAAGCUUUGGAAGACCGUCAAGAACCCGAGCGACGAGAUAGUAUUGAAAGCCAGGACAGUGAUGUGGAUAACGAAGAGCACUCUCAGCAGCCUAUUCGCACAGAAGGACGUCAGACUGGCCCAAAGGGUGUCCUUGCUGACUACGCGUAUCAUAAACAACUCAAAUCGGAGGCUGAUCAAGCACGUCUGAGAGCGUAUCAUAAACGCAUGGUAAAUCAGGCUAUCACCACUACCUCAUACGGCCAAGAUCAGCAAGAACUUGUAUUAGAGCACAUCAACAGCGAUGAAGAUGAUAUAGAUAAUGAGGAUGAAAACGCUAUUCAGGCUUACAGACAACAACGUCUCAAGGAAUUCGCAAGAAUAAGUAAUCCUGCCGUCCGUCGUCAGCAAAAAGUGUUUGGUCAAGUGGACGAUAUUGAUGCAAAUGAAUAUGCAACCAUCAUUGAUAACGAGUGGAAAUCAGUACCCAUUGUCAUUCAUUUGUAUGACGAGAGCAUUCCCCAUUGUCGUCAAGUGGAUGAUAUAUUUGCAGAUUUGGCUAGAAAAUAUGCUAUGGCCAGAUUUGUUCGUGUAUCCGCCCAUGACCUUGAAUUUGAUUUGGUUGGAUCUUCCGCUAUCCUUGGCUACCGCGGAGGUUUGCUGGUGACCAAUUUGGUCCGCCUCGUCGAUUAUGUCAAUUCACGAUUUGAGGUCGAGACAGUCGAGGAUGUGCUUCUAAAAUACAAUGCUGUUACUGAGGAUGAUAUUUAUGACGCCCCACCGGCCACCACCCGUCAAAACGCCAGCGAUGACGAAGACGACGAUAUUUAACAUACCCCACCCGUUCUGUUAUCUUGUAAAUACUGUAACUUCUUAGCUUAGCUGCUCUCACGAGGAAUUUCCGUCUCUCUCAU